Adineta steineri is the source of this 354-nucleotide messenger RNA. NCBI's taxonomy places the organism in Eukaryota, Metazoa, Rotifera, Eurotatoria, Adinetida, Adinetidae. The record is from the annotation of a GenBank genome assembly.
AUGACAUUAGAAUCACGUUUAUCUACACAAGCUAAUAUUGGAGAUAUGGAUAAAAAUUCAGAACUUCGAAGUAUGAUUAUUAGAAAUAUAAUUUUAACACGAUUACAAGCUAUUGUUGUUGGUUUUCUUGCUGCUCUUGUAUCACUUACUAUGAAAUGGGAUGCUGUUGAUCGUUGUAAUGCUCCUACUGUUGCUUCUAAAUGUAUUGAUGCUGGUCAACCUUGUACUGCUAAUGAUAAGUGUUGUACUACUGAUUGUCGUUAUUAUUCUUCUUCUGCUUCUUCUGGUGAUGUAUGGGGUGAGACUGGUAUUUAUUCUUGUGAGGCUGGUCGUGAUGAUUGUAGUUGUCAAUGA